CUUUUAAUCUCCGCUUCUCCUCCCCGCGCUUAUUAAUCCGUCUGUAACCCGACUUUCGCUCAUUAAUAAAAAGAAGCGCAAAAGAGCCCCUCAAUGGCGCCAUUGCUUCCAUUGAUAUCCCUCAAUAUAAUCCCCAAUUCCAAUUCACCGUCCUUCUAAACCAAUAUAUGCCUUCUACUGUCAACAUGGGCGAAGCACCCCCCGUCAAAGAGCAUCUCCUCAUCGCCUACGGCCGCGAUCUUCCGCAAUGGCUGAUCGACGAGACGCAGGCCAAAUUCCCCGAAGCCGAACUUUCCAUCCUGCAGCUGCCCAAUUUCGCGCCAAUUCCAGCUGGUCAGUGCUUGCUUCUCGAAUCCCUGCUCGCUCUGUGGCCAUCAUUAAUCAAUCAAAUUCACCAGAAAUCGCGCGCAAGACCACUCUCCUCGUCACCUUCAGCAACCUCCCCGCGCCGGAAGAUGCAUCCAAAAUCAAAAUCAUCCACUCCCUCUCCUCCGGUCUCGACCACCUCCUCUCCCACCCCAUCGUCAAAGAAACCUCCAUCCCUCUCACCUCCAGCUCGGGCAUCCACGGCCCCCCAAUCGCCGAAUGGACCAUCAUGAACUGGCUCGUCGCCUCGCGACGCUUCGUCUACACCCACGAAAACCAACAGAAACACAACUGGGCGAAAAACAUCGACUUCAUGAACACCGUCCAUGACCAAGUCGGCAGGAAAGUCGGGAUUCUCGGAUACGGAAGUAUCGGACGACAAAUUGGCCGCGUCGCCUCCGCUCUAGGCAUGCAAGUGCAUGCCUACACAGCCUCGCCGCGCCCGACCCCCUCCUCCAAGAAAGACAACGGCUACAUCGUCCCCGGCACCGGCGACCGCGACGGCACGAUCCCUGUAUCCUGGCACCAUGGAACGGACAAGGCCUCUAUCCACGAAUUCCUAUCACUGGGACUAGAUCACCUCGUGAUCGCGUUGCCGCUGACACCGCAAACAACCCGUAUGCUUGGGACUGAGGAAUUCGAGAUCCUGAGUCGUGGUGUAUCUGCGGAACGGCCACGUCCGUACCUUACGAAUAUCUCUCGGGGGAAGGUCCUUGAUCAGGAUGCAUUGAUUGAAGCGCUGAAAGGGGGAGUGCUGGGUGGAGCGGCGCUGGAUGUGGCGGAUCCGGAACCCUUGCCGGAGAAUAGUCCGUUGUGGGAGGCGCCGAAUGUGCAGAUCAGUCCGCAUGUCAGUUCGGCGGGGAGGGAAUAUAUUCCGCGGUCGUUGGAUAUUAUGAGGGAGAAUGUGGGGAGGUUGGAGAGGGGGGAGGAAUUGUUGAAUGGGUUUAAGAGAGGGAAGGGAUAUUGACCUCAUUGCUUAUGGGGUUGGAUGACUUCAUAU
Aspergillus welwitschiae is the source of this 1366-nucleotide messenger RNA. RefSeq names its product D-isomer specific 2-hydroxyacid dehydrogenase family protein. Gene Ontology annotation, molecular function: NAD binding. NCBI's taxonomy places the organism in Eukaryota, Fungi, Ascomycota, Eurotiomycetes, Eurotiales, Aspergillaceae. The record is from RefSeq and is a predicted model, not a curated record. The coding region runs from base 248 to 1333 and encodes 361 amino acids. The transcript has 3 exons.